Neomonachus schauinslandi (Hawaiian monk seal) is the source of this 2544-nucleotide messenger RNA. RefSeq names its product SRY-box transcription factor 5 (gene SOX5). Gene Ontology annotation, biological process: regulation of transcription by RNA polymerase II; positive regulation of chondrocyte differentiation; cell fate commitment. Gene Ontology annotation, molecular function: DNA-binding transcription factor activity, RNA polymerase II-specific; RNA polymerase II cis-regulatory region sequence-specific DNA binding. Gene Ontology annotation, cellular component: nucleus. NCBI's taxonomy places the organism in Eukaryota, Metazoa, Chordata, Mammalia, Carnivora, Phocidae. Bases 1 to 2253 code for a protein of 750 amino acids. The transcript is spliced from 14 exons. The record is from RefSeq and is a predicted model, not a curated record.
AUGUCUUCCAAGCGACCAGCCUCUCCGUAUGGGGAAGCAGAUGGAGAGGUAGCCAUGGUGACAAGCAGACAGAAAGUGGAAGAAGAGGAGAGUGACGGGCUCCCAGCCUUUCACCUUCCCUUGCAUGUGAGUUUUCCCAACAAGCCUCACUCUGAGGAAUUUCAGCCAGUUUCUCUGCUGACGCAAGAGACUUGUGGCCAUAGGACUCCCACUUCUCAGCACAAUACAAUGGAAGUUGAUGGCAAUAAAGUUAUGUCUUCAUUUGCCCCACACAACUCAUCUACCUCACCUCAGAAGGCAGAAGAAGGUGGGAGGCAGAGUGGUGAGUCCUUGUCGAGCACGGCCCUAGGAACUCCCGAACGGCGCAAAGGCAGCUUAGCUGAUGUUGUUGACACCUUGAAGCAGAGGAAAAUGGAGGAGCUCAUCAAAAAUGAGCCAGAAGAAACCCCCAGUAUUGAAAAGCUACUCUCAAAGGACUGGAAAGACAAACUUCUUGCAAUGGGAUCAGGGAACUUUGGUGAAAUAAAAGGGACUCCUGAAAGCCUAGCUGAGAAGGAGAGGCAGCUCAUGGGUAUGAUCAAUCAGCUGACCAGUCUGCGAGAGCAGCUACUGGCUGCCCACGAUGAGCAGAAGAAACUGGCUGCAUCUCAGAUCGAGAAACAACGCCAGCAAAUGGAGUUGGCCAAACAGCAACAAGAACAGAUUGCAAGACAACAGCAGCAGCUUCUGCAGCAACAACACAAAAUCAAUUUGCUUCAGCAACAGAUACAGGUCCAAGGUCAACUGCCGCCAUUAAUGAUUCCCGUGUUCCCUCCUGAUCAACGGACACUGGCUGCAGCUGCUCAGCAAGGGUUCCUCCUUCCUCCAGGCUUCAGCUAUAAGGCUGGAUGUAGUGACCCUUACCCUGUUCAGCUGAUCCCAACUACCAUGGCAGCUGCUGCCGCGGCAACACCAGGCUUAGGCCCGCUCCAACUGCAGCAGUUAUAUGCUGCCCAGCUAGCUGCAAUGCAGGUGUCUCCAGGAGGAAAGCUCCCAGGCAUACCCCAAGGCAACCUCGGUGCUGCUGUAUCUCCUACCAGCAUUCACACGGACAAGAGCACAAACAGCCCACCGCCCAAAAGCAAGGAUGAAGUGGCACAGCCACUGAACCUAUCAGCUAAACCCAAGACCUCUGAUGGCAAAUCACCCACAUCACCCACCUCUCCCCACAUGCCAGCUCUGAGAGUAAACAGUGGGGCAGGCCCCCUCAAAGCCUCUGUCCCAGCAGCAUUAGCUAGUCCUUCAGCCAGAGUUAGCACAAUAGGUUAUUUAAAUGACCAUGAUGCUGUCACCAAGGCAAUCCAAGAGGCUCGGCAGAUGAAGGAGCAGCUUCGGCGGGAGCAGCAGGUGCUUGACGGGAAGGUGGCUGUUGUGAAUAGUCUGGGUCUCAAUAACUGUCGGACAGAAAAGGAAAAAACAACACUGGAGAGUCUGACUCAGCAACUGGCAGUUAAACAGAAUGAAGAAGGAAAAUUUAGCCAUGCCAUGAUGGAUUUCAAUAUGAGUGGAGAUUCUGAUGGAAGUGCUGGAGUCUCAGAAUCAAGAAUUUAUAGAGAAUCCAGAGGGCGUGGUAGCAAUGAACCCCACAUAAAACGUCCAAUGAAUGCCUUCAUGGUGUGGGCUAAAGACGAACGAAGGAAAAUCCUUCAAGCGUUUCCCGACAUGCACAACUCCAACAUCAGCAAGAUAUUGGGAUCUCGCUGGAAAGCUAUGACGAACCUAGAGAAACAGCCGUAUUACGAGGAGCAAGCCCGUCUCAGCAAGCAGCACCUGGAGAAGUACCCCGACUACAAAUACAAGCCCCGGCCGAAGCGCACCUGCCUUGUGGAUGGCAAAAAGCUGCGCAUUGGUGAAUACAAGGCAAUCAUGCGGAACAGGCGGCAGGAAAUGCGACAAUACUUCAAUGUUGGGCAACAAGCACAGAUCCCCAUCGCCACUGCUGGUGUUGUGUACCCUGGAGCCAUCGCCAUGGCCGGAAUGCCCUCCCCUCACCUGCCCUCGGAGCACUCGAGUGUGUCCAGCAGCCCAGAGCCUGGGAUGCCCGUUAUCCAGAGCACUUAUGGCGUGAAAGGAGAGGAGCCACAUAUCAAAGAAGAGAUCCAGGCUGAGGACAUCAACGGAGAAAUUUAUGAUGAGUUCGAUGAGGAAGAGGAUGAUCCCGAUGUAGAUUAUGGGAGUGACAGUGAAAACCAUAUUGCAGGACAAGCCAACUGAUAAGGGUCAAAAGAUUGUUGUGACCCUAGGACUUAAAGAAGCCCUAGCUGGUUCAUCCUUACCAGUGGCCAAGCACAUUAACUUUCUCAUACACUGACUGUUACUUUAACUGUUAGUCUUAAAUAGUUGGGACAUCAGCUGACUAAUAGACCUCAGCCUCAAAAGGCUUGGAAAGGAAAAAAAAUACAAGCAAACAACAAUAUCAACAACAAGAGAUUGAAAUAAGCUAUGGGUAAAAUAAUGCCAGUAAUUCAGCUGCUACAUCCAAGCACUGAAGUCUUACCCGUCAAC